GUAUUCCAAUGCCUCGGUUUCAGCACUCUCGAUUUGCUAGCCUUGAGCUGCCUGCUACAUUGACAACUUUCUGUGAUAUUGCGGAGAGUUGCUACGCGAGCAAGCAUCACAGCCUAUAGCCUGCUGCUACCCGGGGAGAGGCGAUGAUGGCGGCGGCCGUAGAGAGAGGAGGAGUGCGGGCCGCUUUCCUGAAUCCAGGCAGCGGCGGCGGGAUCGGUGGACCACCCCCGGCACCUAUGGCUACUGCUCCUGGAGCCGCGGUUGGAGCAGGAGGCAUGGGUUCGAAUUCGGGUGGGUCAGAUGGUCCCAUACCCGUGCCUAUGAACCUUUUUGCAACGUGGGAAAUAGACCGUUCUUCUCCGAGUUGUGUUCCAAGAUUGUGCAGCCUGACCCUCAAGAAACUGAUUGUCCUCAAAGAACUGGACCGAGAGCUUAGCUCCGUGGUGAUAGCUGUCAAAAUACAGGGGUCCAAGCGCAUCUUGCGGUCCAACGAGUAUGUCCUUCCCCCAGACGGACUGAUGGAGACUGACCUUGAGCUAACCUUCUCACUCCAGUAUCCCCACUUCCUCAAAAGGGACGCCAACCGAUUGCAGAUCAUGCUGCAGAGGAGGAAGCGAUAUAAAAACCGUACCAUCCUGGGGUAUAAGACCUUAGCUGUGGGCGUCAUAAAUAUGGCAGAGGUGAUGCAACACCCGACAGAUGGAGCACAGAUCCUGGGUCUCCAUAGCAACGUGAAGGAGGUGCCGGUGCGUGCGGCCGAGCUCAGUGUGUAUUCCCUGUCCAGUCAGCCCAUUGACCAUGAGGACGGCAGCGGGCAGACAGGGACCAAGGCCAAAGCCUUAGAUCGCUCCCCGGAUAUGGAUAACUACUCAGAGGAUGACGACGACAGCUACUCUUCGGAGCAGGAAGCUAGUGACGAUGCUGUUCAACCAGUGGACCUGUACGAUGAGGAUGAUGAUGGACAAAGGAAGCCAAAGAAAAACCGGAGGAAAAUGAUUCGAACAACAUCCAUGACAAGGCAACCCAAUUUCAAACAGAAGUUUGUGGCCCUGUUGAAGCGAUUCAAAGUGACGGAUGAGGUUCUGGACUCGGACCCAGUUGACCAGACCCAGGAGGUGGAGGAGGAUCUGGACCUGCUCUAUGAUAGUCUGGAGGUUUACAACCAGAGUGACAGCGGCCCUGAGAUGGAGGACAACGAGAGUGUCCUCAGCACACCCAAACCCAAACUCAAGCCCUUCUUUGAGGGAAUGUCCCAUUCGAGCUCCCAGACUGAGAUUGGGAGUCUGCACAGUCAGAAGAGCCAGGCCAGGGACCUGGCCUGCAUCGGUGGAGAUCUGCUGACCCCGGACAGGGCCAAAGUCCUAAUAGGGACCAAGUAUACAGAUGACAGCGCCGGAUUGGAGUCUCCUGCGGGGGACGCGGAGGAUGAGGAGACUAGGGCUGGCACAGGGCCAGGUGAGGCUAACCCCACCCCCACCAGCUGGGACCUGAGCACGGACAAACUGCCCGGCCCAGUGGCCAAACUCUGCAAGACUGAGUCCCAGACACUCAUGUCGCCCAGUAAAACAGAGAACAAGCUGCAGAGGCGUCCUAGGAGCACGUCCAUGAAGGACCGGCAGAACUCCAAGGCCCAGAGUGACAGGACUAGCAGCAUUGACAGCGAGACAUCCCCGGAAUCCAGGAUCGCUGUCCAGGUUCCCAGGAAGUCAGUGUACGACCAGCUGAACCAGAUCCUUAUCUCUGACGAGCAGCUCCCAGAGAGCAUCAUCCUCAUCAACACCACAGACUGGCAGGGCCAGUAUCUAUCUGAGAUUCUCCAUGAGCACAGCCAGCCUAUCGUGUGCACCAUCUCUGGUGCGGAUGUCCAUGCAGCUUUCAACACCAUCGUCACCAGGAUCCAGAGAUUCUGUAACUGCAAUGCCCAGACACCCCCCACCAUCAAAGUGGCGGUGGCCGGAGACCAGAGUUACCUCAGCACCAUCCUCAGGUGCUUCGUGGAGCAGCUGGCCAACAAGACGCCUGAUUGGCUCAGCUAUAUCCGCUUCCUGCUCAUCCCUGUCGGCACUCAUCCUCUGGCCAAACACAUGUCUUCGUUCGACAGCAAGUUCAACAACAUCUUCAUGGACGCCGGCUGGAGGGACUUAUUUGGCAGACUCGAGGCCCCAACAUCAGACAACAUUGAUGUGGCAGGCCGCGUUUCUCAGUACCUGGCUGGGGCCAGUGUUUCACACCAGUGUCCCAUCUCUGAGGCCAUGCUCACCUACAAACAGAAAAGGAAGAGAAGCUUAUAUUUUGAUUUUUACAUCAGCCCUGACGAGGACUCCUGUCAGAAGUUUGUGCCAUUUAUUGGGCUGGUGAAAGUGGGCAUCGUUGAGCACAACCUCUCGACCUCAAUGGACUCUGAUGAUGCUGUGAUGGGGAGCAUCAAUAUGCUGGCCUCCCCUCCCCCCCAGCCGGGACCAACCUACAUGAAGGACCUGACCUGCACCCCGCCCCCCUCCCCCUCCGUCUCAGCCACCCUCGCCGGAGCCGGCUCUCCGGUGACAGGUGGGGAGGUGAUGGGGCUCCAAGUGGACUACUGGACAUGUCACGGCGCCGACAAGAAGAAGGAGGGCGAGAAACGCGACGUGGGCAUCAAGAAUACCCUGAAGAGCAACUUCCGCUCGCUGCAGGUGUCCCGCAUCCCCAACGGGGGCGAGCUGACACCCCCUCCCGGCAUGGCCAUGACCGUUGUAAUGAAGGAGAAGAACAAGAAAGUGAUAUUCCUGAGUAAAAAGCCCAAGGAGAAGGAGGUGGACUCCAAGAGCCAGGUGAUCGAGGGCAUCAGCAGGCUGAUCUGCACUGCCAAACACCAGCACACCAUGCUGAGAGUGUCCAUUGACGGCGUGGAGUGGAAUGAUGUCAAGUUUUUCCAGCUGGCUGCCCAGUGGCCUACUCACGUCAAGCACUUCCCUGUUGGCAUCUUCGGCUACACCAAGCCCGCCAUGUGACAUAUCACUGCCACCUAAACCCAAGUAUGGGUAGCUGCAGCCCAAUAUGGCAACCGGAGUAUGGGCGAGUGGGUGUGUCGAAAGGAGUUUUUGUAUCGAGUCGCCUGCUGACCGGAGGUGCUUCUCACUGGGCAGCUGUGUCAAGUUGUCACCAGCGGUAGCUAACGUGCCAAUUUUCUUCUUUUCUCCUAUGAUUUUAUUUCAAGUAGGAUAGAAGCCUACAUAAGAAAUAACUAAUAUUGAUAACCAUCGAGAUUUCACGUUGAUACAUACAUACAGUCUACUCAAUGGGCAUGACAUGAAGGGCAACAACACCUGGACACAAUGUCCGUGCUCUCGCUUUCCAAGUGCUUGUCCCGGCGUGGGAAGUAGCUAAUUAGUAGCCAAUAUCAGCCAAUAUAUUAGUAGCCGUCACAGUGAGCACACGCAUACAAGCAAUAGUACACCCAUCAUCAGUACUUUUAAUAAACAAUAAACAAUCGUCAUUUUUACAACUAAAAAUCUACAAUUAUUUGUGUUUAACUAACAGCGAAAUAUGACUCAGACUCAUCCUCUGGAUGAUUCAGACUCAAGUCUAAACUCUUGCAGUACGAUAGUUGUGUGGUAAGAACCGGACUAAACCGUCUAACCUGUAACAGAGCGCUUUCGACACACCCUCUCCUUUCCACACGCCAAUUACUUUCCUUUCGAACACAUCCUCUCGCCUAUACGCCGGUCGACAAAUUGGGCUGCAGCUACCCCCUUCUCCUUAAACCCUGACCCCUGAACAGCCUUUAUCAUCUCCCAUAGAGAGAGAUGGGCUGGUUUCCAUUCUGAAAAAUCACUCCUUUCCUUCCGUCCUUUAAAACUAACCUCAUCUCCCAUAGAGAGAAUGGGGCUGGGUUCAAUUCUGAAAAAAAUAAUUCUGUUCCCUUUGAAUAGUCCUCAUCUUCCAUAGAGAGAGACAAGCUGGAAUACAUUCUGAAAAAUCACUCCCUUCCUUUCUGUCCUUUUGAUAUUUGUAUUUACUAGGUAUUGAGGCUAUCAAUAUGGUAAUAGCUCCAUGAAGUGAAGAUUAUAGGUCCUUAUAUGUUGGUUCCCAAUGUUUCAAGAUGUAAUUAUUAGAAAUACAUUUCUAAGUCUAAGUUUGAAAUGAAUCCAACUCCAAGUCAUUCAGCUCCGUGGGCUCUCCAAGUUGCCAAAGGUAGUGGGGAAGGCUGGGAGUAAUCCACCAGAUUGGAACCCAGCCCUGCUCUGACUAAGCAAAAAACGUAAACAAACCCCCUAGUCCUUUUCCUGUGGAAACUGUCCAGUUACAAACCUGUGUUCCCAGUAUAAAAUGGAUGCUGUUGUCAACGUCAAAUGUUACUGUUUUAUACACCAGCAAAAAAAGAAGGAAAAAAACAUGUUUUGUUAAAAAAUGUAUGCUGCCUUUUAAGUAUAAUAGUGUAUAUUGUGGUUCGACACGUAUAAUGGCCACCUGUAAUGGCAGCUUUGUUGGCACUUUGUUUUGUUACUAUAUUAUUAUUUCUGUGAAAUCCUAUGUAGGUAAAUGUCCUGUAUAUAAUGUAAGAGGAUUGAAGGGGUGUGCUGGUGUGUGUUCACAGUGUGUGCCGGGAGGCCGUGUGUUACUGAUUUUUAGGGGAAAGGGUGGGAUGCUGAGAGAGGAAUUGCUGUGAAAUUUGCAGAGGAACCCCUCUUGCUAUGAAGAGAUGUAUUUUGUUCUCUUUUUUUAUUGAGAAAAGUGACUUACUCAAGUUUUUGAUACACUACUUUCUAGCUAGUAUACUUGCCUUUUUGAUUUAGAAGCACAUUGUAUGGAAACAGAAUUGGGACAAUCAGUAACCAAGAAACUUGGCACUGUAUUACGAGAGACAUUCAUCAGAGAGUGGAAUGUAUCCUUAGGCGAGUUCAAUGCAAUGACUUCCCUUGUGAAUUUGUGACACGGGCCCUAGGUGCAUGCAAGAAUUUCUGGACACAAACGUGUACAGAAGAGAGAAGAGUGAGAGAAAGGGAGGGCAAAGAAAGAAGGAAACAAAUGUAUUGUUCGCAGUGCCCUGCUCUAACACACCUGAUUAGCCUACUCUCUGCAAAGGGCUCAGCAGUGCAGUUUUCAGUAAUACCCUUCCCACACUACUACUGAGAAGACCCAAGCCAAGCUGUAGUACUCUGGCCUGGUUAAGCAUCCACUAUAGUUGUUGGAACUGUGUUCAAAAUGACCAUGUGGGGGAAAAAAACAGUUAAACACAGUACAGUUUGGCUUGGUACAGUAGUGUGAAAAGGGUCGAAGAAUUCCCCGGUUGUUAAACUAUUUACCAGUGACAUUGAAGUGGUGUUCUUUUUUCUAACUGUAUCCAUUCUGAAAGACAUGAAUCCCUUUUUAUAAAACUAGCGUGCCGUAUUCAACAAUGAACUAAUUGCUGUCCACUGUUCUCUGUUUUUAUACUUUCUUAAAGAUAGACCCACUCAUGAUGUUGAGUCAAAAAGGGCCACAGGCUUAAUUGGUUUUUAGGGAAUUGCCAGGAUUUUAAUGUCAGCAAUGUUGUUGUAUUGUGUGUUGUUUUUUCAUGAGGUGUAUUUUCUCAUAGACCUAUGAGGGAAAUAACAUCCUGUGCCUCUUCAGUCAAGGCUAUGCAGGAACCCUGGAAGUCAAAGCUUCCUUCCUUAGUUAUUUUGCCUCUCUCCAUCUUUUUACCUUGUAUGUUUGUGACUUGACACGAAAAUGCAUUUGAUUUGGAUGAAAGUGUGUUUUGGAGAUUUUAAGUGUGUGUCUGUGUGUGCAUGCGCUCAGAAGGGGUACUGUGUAACCCCAUUUGUCAAUAUCAACCAUUUGAAAACUAUGGCUUCUCUUGCGAUUAGAUACUACAUGGAUAGUAUUACAUUUGAUGUAUUUUUUGUUCAUCUUCACCGUGGUAGCUGAGUAUUAACAACAGUGUAUGUUACCGUAUAUUUGACCCUUUCUUCGUGCAUUGCUGACGGUCAAGGUGUUUCAUGUUUUUGCCUCUGAAAGGGGGAAGGUCUUCGGCAAUGCCACUCAUUUGAUUAUACAGUGUUCCACUAUUUCAUGAUACAAAUGGACACCAUAUAUACAACAGUAUAUGACCACCCCUUCAAAUUAGUGGAUUUGGCUAUUUCUGCCACACCCGUUGCUGACAGGUGUAUAAAAUUGAGCACACAGCCGAGCAAUCGCCCUAGUCAAACAGUGGCAGUAGAAUGGCCUUACUGAAGAGCUCAGUGACUUUCAACGUGGCACCGUCAUAGGAUGCCACCUUUCCAACAAGUCUUUUCCUUACAUUUCUGCCCUGCUAGAGCUGCCCCGGUCAACUGCAUAUUGAUGCCAAUGAUUUUGGAAUGAGACAUUCAACGAGCAGGUGACCACAUACUUUUGGUCAUGUAGUGUAUCUAUACAUAACUGAAACAUAAAUAUGUUCCACUACUUCAUAAUACAUAUUUACAGUUGAAGUCAGAAGCGUCCAUACACUUAGGUUUGAGUCAUUAAAACUCAUUUUUUCAACCACUCCACAAAUGUCUUGUGAACAAACUAUAGUUUUGUGCAUGACACAAGUAAUUUUUCCAACAAUUGUUUACAGAUUAUUUCACUUAUAAUUCACUGUAUCACAAUUCCAGUGGGUCAGAAGUUUACAAGUUAACUGUGCCUUUAAACAACUUGGAAGAUUCCAGAGAAUUAUGUCAUGGCUUUAGAAGCUUCUGAUAGGCUAAUUGACAUCAUUUGAGUCCAUUGGAGGUGUACCUGUGGAUGUAUUUCAAGGUCUACCUUCAAACUCUGUGCCUCUUUGCCUGACAUCAUGGGAAAAUUAAAAGAAAUCAGCUAAGACCUCAGAAAACAAAUUGUAGACUUCCACAAGUCUGGUUCAUCCUUGGGAGCAGUUUCCAAAUGACUGAAGGUACCACGUUCAUCUGUACAAACAAUAGUACGCUAAUAUAAACACCAUGCGACCACGCAGCCAUCAUACCGCUCAGGAAGGAGACACGUUCUGUCUCCUAGAGAUCAACGUACUUUGGUGUGAAAAGUGCAAAUCAAUUGCAGAAUAACAGCAAAGGGCCUUGUAAAGAUGCUGGAGGAAACAGGUACAAAAGUAUCUAUAUCCACAGUAAAAAAAGUCCUAUAUCGACAAGGAAGCCACUGCUCCAAAACUGCCAUAAAAAAAGCCAGACUACAGUUUGCAACUGCACAGGGGGACAAAUAUCGUACUUUUUGGAGAAAUGUCCUCUGGUCUGAUGAAACAACAAUAUAAUUGUUUGACCAUAAUGACCAUUGUUAUGUUUGGAGGAAAAAGGGGGAGACUUGCAAGCCAAAGAACACCAUCCCAACCGUGAAGCACAGGGGUGGCAGCAUCAUGUUGUAGGAGUGCUUUGCUGCAGGGGAGACUGGUGCACUUCACAAAAUAGAUGGCACAUUGAGGAAGGUAAAUUAUGAGUCAAUGUAUUGGAGUGGCCAUCACAAAGCCCUGAUCUCAAUCCUAUAGAAAUUUUGUGGGCAGAACUGAAAAAGUGUGUGCGAGCAAGGAGGCCUACAAACCUGACUCAGUUACACCAGCUCUGUCAGGAGGAAUGGGCCAAAAUUCACCCAACUUAUUGUGGGAAGAUUGUGGAAGGCUACCAGAAACGUUUGACCCAAGUUGAACAAUUUAAAGGCAAUGCUACCAAAUACUAAUUGUUUGUGUAAACUUCUGACCCACUGGGAAUGUGAUGAAAGAAUAAAAGAUUAAGUAAAUCAUUCUCUCCUAUUAUACUGACAUUUCACAUUCUUAAAAUAAAGUGGUGAUCUUAACUGACCUAAGACAGGGAAUUUUUACUAUGAUUAAAUGUCAGGAAUUGUGAAAAACUGAGUUUAAAUGUAUUUGGCUGAGGUGUAUGUAAACCUCCGACUUCAACUGUAUAUUAUAGCACUACUUUUGGGAAGUCAAGCGGCACCAAGUAAUACCAAGAAAAACUGGACAGUCAAAUAACUCCGAAUUUGAGCUUUAUAGCUCUUUUAAGUAUAGUUCAAGUUUGAAGAUGUUUUUGCACAAACAUUAUUUUAAAUGAUGUGACAGACAGUGUUCUUUCUUUUUUAAAUGAACCACUAAAGAAUACAAGGUAGAAGCUCUUGUUUUUAUGAUGUCGGUAUGUCUUUUUUUUUCAUAUCAGUUUUAGUUUAUUGUAAUAUUUUUUGUUUUAUUUCCAUCUUACUCUUUAUUAAGUUUUUGUAUGGCCAUUUUAUGAUUCUAACCCUUUUUAAGAAAAGAGUUGAGCUCUUUUGUAUAAAAAAAAAUGAUGUUUGGAAAUUGGGUUUUGAAGUGUUGUAAGUGAAAACAGACUAUUAAAGGAGUGUUGAGAGAA
Messenger RNA from Oncorhynchus masou masou (cherry salmon), 8312 nucleotides. RefSeq names its product phosphofurin acidic cluster sorting protein 2-like. Gene Ontology annotation, biological process: protein localization to plasma membrane. The coding region runs from base 144 to 2990 and encodes 948 amino acids. NCBI's taxonomy places the organism in Eukaryota, Metazoa, Chordata, Actinopteri, Salmoniformes, Salmonidae. Gene Ontology annotation, molecular function: transmembrane transporter binding. The record is from RefSeq and is a predicted model, not a curated record. The transcript is spliced from 25 exons.